CGCAAACACAGCGACGGCCGUCCUUCAGUCCGCUUUCUUGAUUCUGUAUUCUCGUCUCCAAACAACCCCUUGCAUCCAACUGCGGUUCGGCGGUAGGAUGGACUUUGCCGACGAGCUUACGGCCGGAGCCACCGCCUCCAAUUCCAACCCCCACAAGCCCUCCGAUACCAGAGACAGCGGCGAGCUCUCAUCCUCCGACAACGAUACCGAAGAUGUACAUCCUGUAUUUUCAAACAUGCCUGCUUCAUUUGCACCGCCAAUGUCUCCCAUUCUUCCUCUGCAAAGUAAAUGUAAUGUAGCGAUUCAGGCUGAUAUGGAUGAUAAAUUGGAGACAAUUCAAAAUAUAUGUCAGAAAAUUGUGGACACCACAAACUUGUACUCAUUUUCUAAAUUGGAUGACCAGCAAGUAUAUUCUCUUAUGAGGCUGAGGGAAAUUUCUCAUCGGAUUGUUAAUGAGCGUGAUUCAAGGGUGACAAGAAAUGAUGUGAUUAGUGCUAUGUGCUUUUACAUCAACAGGCUGGCAGGUAAGUGCAAGGAUAUUGUUGACAUUAUGAAUAAGAUGUCCUAUAAAGACUUGGAUGACCAGCAGAUGCAACAGCUAUCGAGAUUGAAAGAGCUUCUUUGUGGGAUUGUUGAUGGAGCCAAAGAUGUGGAAACUGAACCUUCCCGUAUAGUUGAACAGGGCAUGGUAAGUGAUAUCUGGAUGACAGAGAGUUUGGAAGUUGAGCCAAUCGAUUCCUGCAAUGAUGACAUACCACUCGGAGAGACACAAAUUGUAGCGAUUGAAGAUAAACAGGCAGUAGCUGAAGCUAGGCUCGCGAAUCAAUAUUGUGACAUGUCGCAUGUUAAACACUCUAUCAGUUGGCCUCCAAAUGGUAGCUUAACCUUAGAGUGGGUUGUAGAGAUGAUGAAAACUCUUGAACUGUCUUCAAGAAACUACACUCCUUCAGAAUUUCAACUUAUAAUGCCAGUUUCCGUGGUAGAUUCAAUUCUUAAUGUAGCUGCAAGUAUCCUUCACAAGGAACCAAACUGCCUGGAAAUUGACUGCCAUGGAGAAGUUUCAAACGUGGUUAUAGUUGGUGACAUUCAUGGACAUUAUCAUGACUUACUUCAUCUAUUUGAACUUGCUAAUUUUCCAUCUGAAAGCCAGUAUUACGUUUUUAAUGGUAAUUAUGUGGACAGAGGAGCAUGGGGACUCGAGGUCUUUUUGGUUUUAUUGGCGUGGAAGAUCUUGAUGCCUGAUAGAGUAUAUCUGCUCCGUGGAAAUCAUGAAACGAGAUUUUGUACAUCAUCCUACGGUUUUGAGAAAGAAGUAAGGACAAAAUAUGGCGAGCAAGGUGAAAAAGUAUAUCACAGGUGCUUGGAAACAUUUAAGGAACUUCCUUUGGCUGCAAUUAUUGCUGGAAAAGUAUAUACGACACAUGGAGGGUUAUUUCGUAAGCCAUGCAAUCCUGAUGUGCAGAAUGACAAGGAAACAAGGACACGGAAGCUGGAGAUUGGAUCCUUGCAAGACUUAUCUAAGCUUGAAAGGUUUUUCGUUGAUAUUCCAACUAAAGAUGAAGAUCCAAAUAUAAUAUUGGCAGAUGUAUUGUGGUCAAAUCCUUCUAAGGUAGAUGGUUUAAGGGAAAAUCAAGCCAGAGGAGUAGGUCUAUUAUGGGGUCCUGAUUUUACAGAAGCAUUCUUAAAGCUGUCGAAUUUAAAGUUGAUAAUUAGGUCACAUGAAGGCCCAGAUUCAAGGGAUGGUAAGAUAGAUUUUGAUGAUAUGAUAAUGGGUUAUAGCACAGAUCACGACAUAGAAUCAGGGAAAUUAUAUACUCUAUUUAGCGCCCCAGAUUUCCCUCAGUUUGGUCAGAAGAGUUACUGUAAUGAGGGAGCAUAUGCUACCUUGAAGCAUCCGGAUUUUGAAACUCCAUCCUUCCAUACAUUUAAAGCUGUAGAUAAACCGAAGAUAGACAUUUGCUAUUUUGGUUGUGAAGGACAUGACUUAGAUUUAGAUUUGACAUUAAUGCUUAUACGAGCAAAUGCAAACAGUUUGCUCAAAGGAUGUGAAGCAUCUAAACAGAGAGCCAAUUCCUCUUGUGGGUCUGACAUUGUAGCCAACCGAUGAGGAGACAAGAAUAGGAUAAUGUUGCUGUUUUGGAGUAGCUACUAAAGAGUGCUUAACGGGGGGUGUUUGGGGAAGGAAUGGAGUUGUGAACUCCAUGGAUCUUUGACGUCUAGAAAGUUGGAAACUUUGGGGGCCUACGGUGUAAGGAAUUAAGAAGGUAUAAAAUUGAUGUUUUUUAGUAGAGGAAGUGAAACUUAGAAACUCCUUGAAUCAAACCAGGAACUCCACACCCUUCAACUCCCUCCUUCCUGAAUCAUUGGGCUGAACACCCCUAAAAGUUUAUUUGGACAAUAUAAACAUGCAAUUAUCAACACCUCCAAAAAUACUUUCCCCCAUUAAAUUGCUUGAUUCAAAAGUUGUGGAAUAAAAUUCUAAUUCCCCAGCAUGUAAACUGUGAGCUGAAGCAAGUUGAACUUGCUUCACGAAUAUCAAUACUUUUAUGCCUUGGUGAAAGCUGGUGUUUGGGCUGAUAUGCUUAUGAUGAUACAUGGAAAGAUUGGUCCAUUCUCUAUAAAAUUACUUUUUGAAGUGAUGAUUUUAAUUUCGGAGCUACCAUACUUUUGGAAAUUCAGGGUCAAUAACCCACUCGUAGUCCCUUCAGUUCUUGUAGAAACAUUCAGAACAAUGCCUUGAAUGAUAUCAGCUUCCAUCACUUAUUUUGUUUUCUGGUGUCUCUUAUAGGCUCUAGCUGACGCUGUCUCUUCUAACAACUCUAGUCCUAUUGAGAUUCAUUCAGGGGUUGAUUUUGAGGCAUUAGGCAUAUUAAACCCACCUUCUUGGAGCAUUACAUUGACAGAUGAUGCUACAGGUACCCAAAAUG
This is a messenger RNA of Cucumis melo (muskmelon), 2927 nucleotides long. RefSeq names its product serine/threonine-protein phosphatase 7-like. Gene Ontology annotation, molecular function: protein serine/threonine phosphatase activity. The coding region runs from base 98 to 2107 and encodes 669 amino acids. The transcript is spliced from 11 exons. The record is from RefSeq and is a predicted model, not a curated record. Lineage: Eukaryota; Viridiplantae; Streptophyta; Magnoliopsida; Cucurbitales; Cucurbitaceae. Gene Ontology annotation, cellular component: nucleus; cytosol.